Messenger RNA from Vitrella brassicaformis, 1405 nucleotides. The record is from the annotation of a GenBank genome assembly. NCBI's taxonomy places the organism in Eukaryota, Vitrellaceae.
AUGUUGCUCUACGGACUCUCAAUCAUCUGCAACUCGUAAGACUCACAGACUGAUACCCACCCAGUCACCCACACGCUAAUCGACCCACGGCGUGUUGUCUGUCCGUUGAUGUGUGUAGGAGUUUCAACGACAUCGACGCUCACCGGUGCGCGGCCUACACGCCCCGCCUGACGCGCGACCACACCACCGACCAGAACAACCUCUGUCUGAUGUCUGUCUGUCUGUCUGUCUGAUGUCUGUCUGUCUCUCUGUCCAGGACAAUUGCAUCGCUGCCUACAUCUUAUAUCCCGAUCGUAACUCUCUCAAGCAGCCGAGCCAUCCAGCCAGCCGCAGUCCAGUCCAAGAUCGUCAGCCUUAAGAUGCGAUCGACAUGCCCAAGCGCAUCGACACACACUAACUCAGUGCGAGUAAAAUCCAUCCAUCCACACGCAACAAGCGACACAUGCUUGCACGUCUCACCUCUUUGUCUGUCUGUCUGUCUGUAUCCUUAGUUGUCAACCAACACCAGAAGACGAGUCUAAGUCAAGCUUCAACAGGAAAACCGCUCACCGAACAAUCGCGAACGCCGACAGAACAGGAGACGUGGCACCUCUAUCGUACGGAAGAAACUGGUGCGUGCGGACGGACGCACCAUGACACACUCUUCAUGUCUCUGUUUAUGUGUGUGUGCAGAUGGUGAGCAUCAGGGACCAGUCUCUGCCACUCGAGUGGGGCGGCCAAUGGGGACAGCCGCAGGGGCAGAGUGCCAGUGCGCAGCCGAUGGACACUGCGGCGAAGGCCACCAGGUCAGACAGAGACACGCAGAGACACACACACACACACAUCUAUCCAUCCACCCUUGCAUGCAGCCCGGAGCCGUCACCCGGCCUCCCGUCGACCGUCGCCUCCCAGGAUGAUCGGCAUCGUCUGUCUUCACCUCCCAACCCACAGCAGGAGCCAGACCCCUUUGCACCUGCAGGGGGCUGCGGCAGAAGUGCAAGAAGCGCGCCCGCAGCCCCUUCCCAUCAGCCAGCCCCACAGACAGCGAUCUCCAGCCCCUUCCCAAGGUCAAGCGCCGCCCGACGCCUCAUGAGAAGGAUGAGGCGCCAGCCGUCUUCGGUGGCGUGGGGGAGGAGGUGCUGUGGGGCCCGUUGAACAAGGCGCGGGAGGGCGAGAUCGUCAAGGCAGCAGAGACAGCGUACGACCAGACCGGCCUGACCAUGGGGAAGAGGGCACCUCGCGGCCAGGGAAGGAGUCGCCAGACGAUCGUGUGGGGCGACCAGCGUGUGCUGGGCCGCGGUGCCGCCUGGCCCCAGAGGAUGGUGGCGAUGAUGACAAGAUGGAUAUCGAUGAGGGUGCGGGUGCUGCUGGUGGUGAUGAUACGCUGGAGAGCCUGGCGGAGUGGCUGGGCGAGGGGCGCACAUAA